UGGUGCUGGGCGCUGGCGGCGGCCGCUAGCGGCGGGGCAGCGGCAGCAGGACCUCCGCAGGGCCCGAACGGGGCGGGGCCCGGGGCAGCAGGGGCGGCCCGGAGUCGCCUCCGGGGCAGGAAGGUGACAUGGAAGGAGAAACGGUUGAUGCUAUUGGUGAAGAGUCUGAAACUUUCAUUAAAGGUAAAGAAAGGAAGACCUAUCAAAGGCGUCGAGAAGGUGGGCAGGAAGAGGAUGCUUGCCCAAUGCCACCCAACCAGACAGAUGGGGCUGAAGUGGUACAAGAUGUCAGUACUGGUGUCCAGAUGGUCAUGAUGGAGCAACUAGAUCCAACUUUGCUCCAGAUGAAGACAGAAGUCAUGGAGGGUGCUGUGCAACAGGAAGCUGAAGCUACUGUGGAUGAUACACAAAUAAUAACCCUGCAGGUUGUGAACAUGGAAGAGCAACCUAUAAAUCUUGGUGAACUUCAGCUUGUCCAGGUGCCUGUCCCAGUAUCUGUACCUGUUGCUACCACUUCUGUAGAGGAACUUCAGGGGGCUUAUGAAAAUGAGGUCUCUAAAGGAGGCCUCCAGGAGGGGGAGCCCAUGAUCUGCCACACCCUUCCUUUGCCAGAAGGCUUCCAGGUCGUGAAAGUUGGAGCAAAUGGUGAGGUGGAGACACUGGAGCAAGGUGAACUUCAGCCACAGGAGGAUCCUAAUUGGCAGAAGGACCCAGACUAUCAGCCCCCAGCCAAAAAGACAAAGAAAACCAAAAAAAGUAAACUCCGUUAUACUGAGGAGGGGAAAGAUGUGGAUGUGUCUGUAUAUGAUUUUGAAGAGGAGCAGCAGGAGGGCUUGCUGUCAGAGGUCAAUGCAGAGAAGGUAGUGGGCAACAUGAAGCCCCCUAAGCCAACAAAAAUUAAAAAGAAAGGAGUGAAGAAGACGUUCCAGUGUGAAUUGUGCAGCUAUACUUGCCCACGUCGUUCAAAUUUGGAUCGUCACAUGAAAAGCCACACAGAUGAGAGGCCGCACAAAUGCCACCUGUGUGGCAGAGCCUUCCGGACAGUCACGCUGCUGAGAAAUCACCUCAACACUCACACAGGUACUCGCCCUCACAAGUGUCCUGACUGUGACAUGGCCUUUGUGACGAGUGGUGAGUUAGUGCGGCAUCGCCGCUAUAAACAUACCCAUGAGAAGCCAUUCAAGUGUUCCAUGUGCGACUAUGCCAGCGUGGAGGUCAGCAAGUUGAAACGCCACAUACGCUCUCACACUGGGGAGCGCCCAUUCCAGUGCAGCUUGUGCAGCUACGCCAGCAGAGAUACUUACAAACUGAAGAGGCACAUGAGGACACAUUCUGGUGAGAAGCCCUACGAGUGCUACAUCUGCCAUGCUCGCUUUACCCAGAGUGGGACUAUGAAGAUGCACAUCCUGCAGAAGCACACAGAGAAUGUGGCCAAGUUUCACUGCCCUCACUGUGACACAGUUAUUGCACGGAAGAGUGACUUGGGAGUCCAUUUGAGGAAGCAGCAUUCCUACAUUGAGCAGGGCAAGAAGUGUCGUUACUGUGAUGCUGUCUUCCAUGAGCGAUAUGCACUCAUCCAGCAUCAAAAAUCUCACAAGAAUGAGAAGCGUUUCAAGUGUGACCAGUGUGACUAUGCAUGUCGACAGGAACGGCAUAUGAUCAUGCACAAGCGAACCCACACUGGAGAAAAGCCUUAUGCCUGUAGCCAUUGUGAUAAAACCUUCCGCCAAAAGCAGUUGCUUGACAUGCACUUCAAGCGCUACCAUGAUCCAAACUUUGUCCCAGCUGCCUUUGUCUGUUCCAAGUGUGGCAAAACAUUCACACGUCGUAACACCAUGGCGAGACAUGCAGAUAACUGCACAGGUCCUGAUGGGGUAGAAGGAGAAAAUGGCGGAGAGCCCAAGAAGGGAAAACGCGGGCGAAAGAGAAAGAUGCGCUCCAAGAAGGAGGACUCCUCUGACAGUGAGGAAAAUGCAGAACCUGAGUUGGAUGAUAAUGAGGAGGAGGAAGAUGAGACAGCAGUUGAAAUAGAGGCUGAACCAGAAGUGGAACCUGUGGCUCCCGCACCACCACCAGCUAAGAAGCGAAGAGGACGGCCACCAGGCAAAGCCAAUCAACCAAAACAGACCCAGCCAGCAGCAAUCAUUCAGGUGGAAGACCAGAACACUGGUGCAAUUGAAAAUAUUAUAGUGGAAGUCAAGAAGGAGCCAGAAGCAGAGACUGUAGGAGCCACAGCAGGAGCUCAGCCAGCUGCAGUGGAAGCACCCAACGGAGACCUCACCCCAGAGAUGAUUCUUAGCAUGAUGGACCGGUGAUGGAGGAAGGGUUGGGCUCUGACUGAACUGGCCUGGGCUCUUUUGAAGUGGCUCGAUCCCUUUUUUUAAUUUUUACCUUAUUUUUUGGCUUUGGGAAAUGCAUCAUUUUUAGACCAUUUUACCAAACAACCUGGGAAACAAAACUCCAAAUGAUGUUAGAAAGUGAUUUGCCUAGAAUUCUCUCUUUCUCUCUCUCUUUCUCUCUCUCUGUUUAAUGUUAGCCUAACCGGAUCAUGAACAUGGGGCGAUGUCUCUGGAGGAUCUCCUGCAAAUCGCUCGAUCCAGUUAGCUUUGAACUGCAUUCUAGUGAGAGGCCAUGGACAGUCCUCUCAUGUAAUGUGGUGGGGCGGGGGGGGGGGGGAAUGGAAGCUCAGACUCAUGGGCCACGCAAACUGCCCUGGAUCUGGAUGUGCGUUCCUUCAAGCCCUCUGGCCUCAUUUUGCUCUUUAGAGGUUUUUAAUUGUAAAUGCAGACUCAGGAGGGUUGUAAAACUUUUAUUGCAUUUUUGGUUUUGCUUUCCCCCCCACCUUGCCUAUCCACUGACUGGCUCCGUGUCAGCAUUGUAGGUUUGGCAUGCCCCAGCUGUGUCUUUCUUCCCAGAUGCUUUGCUUUCUGCAGGGCAUCUCUGUAAUGAUCAAGCUUGUAAAUAACUUUUUUUACAUUUUAAUCUUUUUCCAUUUAAUUGGGGCGGGGGGGAAUACAGUUUAAAAAGAAAAGCCUGUCAUUUUAAACUAUUGCAAAAAGGAAUUAUGCAGGAAUUGGUACCGAAUGAAAUGUUGGAACCUCGUUAUCACAUUACUGGAAGAGUGCUACCCAACCGUAAGAAGGUGGAAAUCAACACCUCAGCUUGGUUUCUAAGUACAUGGACUUGGUCAUGAAACAUGUCACUUAAAACUCCUUUUUGAGUUUCCAGUUUUCACAACUUCAUUUUCUUUGCUUUUUUUCUUUGUGUUUAUGAAUUCUGUGUUAAAAGCCAAGGUGUUAAUUUGAAAUAGGGCUUCCCAGUCCUUGAAACCUAGGGCAGGAAAUUUUACUAUGUCAGUAAUUAUAAGAUUUGGGGUCUUGAAUUAAAAAAAAUAAUGUGAAAAACAAAAUGAUGACUGUAUAUGAACCAUCACAUGUUAAAAAUACAUAAGCUUUUUAUAGAGCCUCAGUCUUGCUGAUUUCAAAAGAACUUUCUUCUGUGUAUCGCUUUUAAGAGAGCUAUCAGGUUAGCUAUCCAAUUCUAGGUUGAUGCAUUUUUGUACUUAGCUGUACUGUGUGAUAUUUUUCAUUAUUUUAGAAAACCAACAUGAAAUAAAAUGUUAUAAAAUACAUAAUGGGGUUUGGACUCUGGGAAGGAGAAUAUACUGCUGUACAGCUAAUAAAUAAUAAUGAUUA
Messenger RNA from Varanus komodoensis (Komodo dragon), 3695 nucleotides. It is a transcript of the gene CTCF, whose product is annotated as CCCTC-binding factor. NCBI's taxonomy places the organism in Eukaryota, Metazoa, Chordata, Lepidosauria, Squamata, Varanidae. Gene Ontology annotation, cellular component: nucleus. Bases 129 to 2315 code for a protein of 728 amino acids. Gene Ontology annotation, molecular function: RNA polymerase II transcription regulatory region sequence-specific DNA binding; DNA-binding transcription factor activity, RNA polymerase II-specific. Gene Ontology annotation, biological process: regulation of transcription by RNA polymerase II. The record is from RefSeq and is a predicted model, not a curated record. The transcript is spliced from 11 exons.